CAAGUUUCCUUGAUCUGGUGCUACUGGCAAUGUUUGUGUGCGGAGUUGCCUAGGUCCCGCUUUGAGCCCCUGAGUAGUUCAAUUGACACCGCACAUGCCGGUCCAAGACCUUUUGAUUGGGGUUGAUGCUGUCAACGGCGUCCUUGUGGUUUGUUGAGGGGGUUGUGCAAGUGAUGUCUGUGUUGCCUUGGACCCUUUCUAUUUCAUGAUCAAAUACAGCACCCACUGCUCAACUCCAUCUCCCUCAUUCCCUUCUUCUCAUCAAACAAUCACGACAAACCCCCCAAGAGCAAUCAUGUCCUCCAAGCUAAUACCAAACACGACCCAAGACGCCGACACAGACAACUCGUACGUCUCCCGGCCAGGUCACAAGCACGAGCCAGUGCAGGUCAUCGCCGACGAGCAAGCCAGGGACGAGGUGAAAAACAACAACCAGACCAACAACACAAGCAGUGAUCAACUCGACAAACAAGCCAUCGACCAAUCCAACAUCAUCUUCAGCACCAAACCCGUCACCCGCGGCGCAGCCCCCCCAAAGGGGGCCUACAAAGAGCCCACCGACACCGAGGGCCUGCCGAGGAAUGAUGGGCGGAGCUCUGUCUAGAACACAUCUCUACCUAUCUUAGCUUAAAGUUCCCAAAGAAUUCAAACCUUUUCCUCUCAA
Messenger RNA from Podospora bellae-mahoneyi, 664 nucleotides. RefSeq lists its product as uncharacterized. Bases 206 to 604 code for a protein of 132 amino acids. The record is from RefSeq and is a predicted model, not a curated record. The transcript has 2 exons. NCBI's taxonomy places the organism in Eukaryota, Fungi, Ascomycota, Sordariomycetes, Sordariales, Podosporaceae.